Molecule: messenger RNA, 1311 nt
Organism: Physella acuta
Lineage: Eukaryota; Metazoa; Mollusca; Gastropoda; Physidae
Biological process (GO): deoxyribonucleotide biosynthetic process
Cellular component (GO): cytosol
Molecular function (GO): ribonucleoside-diphosphate reductase activity, thioredoxin disulfide as acceptor
Source: RefSeq, a predicted model, not a curated record
AUGGCUCUUAUUCACCCGAGUUCCUGUGAGUGCUUACAUUCUGGAUUGGAUUUAUUUAGUACACCCCCGACACAAACUGCCGUCGAGGAGGGUCAAUUUGUUGAAAUACAUCCCCUGGCGUCCUUGGCACAAGGUGCACCUAUAGAAUUUGCCAUUUCUGGCAACAGUGAAGACUAUCUCGAUUUGUUUAAUACUUAUUUACACGUGCGCGCUAAAGUAACCUUAGCGAAUGGUGAUUCAAUACCAGCGGAUGUUGAUGUCGCACCCGUCAAUUAUUUUUUGCACAGUUUAUUUUCACAAGUGGAUAUUUCUCUAAACGAUACGCUAAUUACUGCUAGUGAGAACACCUAUCCGUAUCGCGCCUAUCUGGAAGCUACGUUAAAUCACGGGGAAGAGGCCAAGAAUGGGUCUCUAUCGGCCGCUCUUUAUGCGAGGGACUUAGCCUGUUAUUUCGAGGAAUUCAAAGAUGACAAUAAUGAAGGGUAUAGGAUUCGCCGCACCACCGCUGCUGAAAGUCAUGAGAUCGAUAUGAUGGGACGUAUACACUCUGACAUUUUCGCUCAAGAUCGGUAUAUGCUGAAUGGUGUUGACAUUAAAAUUAAACUUACACCCGCAAAAGACAGUUUCACUCUCUUGACAGCAGAACCAAACAAGGGAUAUAAAGCGGUUAUAACGUACGCAACAUUGGUGGUUAGAAAAGCCAGACUUAACCCCGCCAUUUCUAUCGCACACGAAAAGGCUUUAACGACAACAAAUGCAAAAUACCCUUUUAAACGCGUUGUAAUAAAAACCUUUGCUAUACCGAAAGGUAUGUUAAGUCACAACCAAGACAAUUUGUAUAUGAGUCAAACACCGACCCGUUUAGUGAUCGGUCUAGUCGCCUCUACCGCCUUUAAUGGAAGUUACACGAAAAACCCCUUCAAUUUUCAACAUUUUCACUUGACGUAUUUAAAUGUAAGCGUUGAUGGUCGCUCGUUAUCGGGAAAACCACUGGUCAUGGACUUUGAUAAGAAACAAGCCAUUAGAGCGUUUUUCAAUAGUAACCUCGCUCUUGGUAUGGUUGGAAAAGAUGCUGGUAAUGGGAUAGAUUAUAAAAACUUUAAGAACGGGUAUACCCUGUUUGCUUUUGAUUUAAGCCCUAGUCUUUUGGAUGGUGAACAAUUUGAAUUGGCUAAAUCCGGACCUGUUUCUAUUGAACUUAAAUUUUCACAAGUUACAGCUGACCCGAUUCAAGUUAUUGUGUAUGCUGAACUUGAUUCGGUGUUAGAAAUUUCGAAAACGAGGCAAGUGCUUACAGAUUACACCGCCUAA